CUUCAGGGUUUAGUAUCGCAAUCGCUAAAAGUGAUCUUUCGGGAACUGACAAAGUGAUCGAGUUGUAAUCGAUUGACAGUACUUUUUUCUUGCUGAAACUGGAAUGAACUCUUUGUUAUUUUAAAAUUAUUAUUCUAGAUCAGUUGUAAAAGUUCAUAUCUGGAUAAAGAAAGAAGGUAGAUGUAAAUAUUGCGAUAUUUCAGCGUUACUAUUUAUAAAUAAUAAUCGCACAUAGGUGUCAGCUGCGAAAUUGUCUUUAUGAUCUCCAUGUGUGCUAUCUUUGAAGUUAAAAAAUAGAUUUAUCAUCAUCUUUUAAUACAUACAUUUUUUAAAAGACUUAAAAGUAACGGUUUUUCUGCAGAUUUCAAAAAUGUCUGCGACUCCAAAAUCCAAAAUGACAUUUACCACUCCGAUACCUGAAGAACUUCUUCCAGAUUGUUGGAGUAAAGAAGAGCGAAUGAAAUCACUGUUUGCUCCAUUCCGAAAUCGUUCUGCAAAUCCUGAAGAUUGGAAUUCCAAGUAUAAAUUUUGGAAUCAGUUUAUUAAUGAUUGGGCUGCUUACCAUUAUCGAUGCAGUUUUUCUCUCGCUGAUUUGAAUAUUAAUUUUAAACGAAACGGUUGUACAGCAUUAUGUUUACCCACUGUACUUAUGGAACUUUACAAUAAUGGAGAAGUUGUGCCAGAAUCAGAAUUCUUAAGAGAGCCUAGUAAAACAUGGACUGGUUGGACAGUGGAUUUGUUUGUCAAAAAACCCAUAUCAUGGUCUUUUUCAAAACUUAAAAGUUAUGUUGCUGAACCUACAAUCGAACUUGAUACUAAAUAUAUACAUCUUCCUACUGUCAAAUCGUUAGCAAAUGUCAUAUUAUCUUCAUUGGACAGUAAACAAGAGAAUAUUUUGUUAACUCUAUCUGAGAUCACACAAAAAUGUAAAGAGAAAACUGGCAGUGACAGAAUAACAGAAAGCAAUGUUCGAUUAGCAUUGAUUUGGUUAAGAAACACAAAAAAAGCUGCAUUCAGAGAAUGUAAAGAAGAUAGUCAUAAUUUACUUGUAAAGAUAUCUUCAAAAGGUGCCGAAGAAGUUUCAGAAGUUGACGAAGGUACCUACAAAUUAACACAGCAAGAAAUGUUGUUAAUCAAAAAUAUAGAACAAUUAGAAACCGAAAGAAAUGAAGCAAUUACUAAAGCCAAAUCAGCAGUAGCCAGUGGGUUGAAACAAGUAGCUAAAAGCUUUCUUAGGAAAAAACAUGAAUUGGAUAAAUGCAUUGAAAGACGUAGUGCUGCACUACUGAAUGUUCAAAAGCUAUUAUCUAGGAUUCAUGAUGCCCAUUACGAUUCUGACACAUUGGAAGCUUACAAAGCAGGAUACAGCGUUCUAAAGAAAUUCGAAGAUGUUGGUCUUACGGAACAAGAAGCUGCAAAUACAAUGGAUGACAUGGCAGAAAUUUUGGAUGAACUAAAAGAAGUUCAGACUGUGAUGGCUCAGCCCGUGGCUUUGAAUGAAUCUGAUGCAGAAUUAGAGCAAGAAUUAGCAGAUAUUAUGGGUACAGCAUGGGAAGACUUGCCUAAAUCUGGUAAAACUAAAGAUAAAUCAUUCAACUCAGUAGAGCUACCUGAUCUAUCAGCGUUGGAUUUGCAGGAUCUCCCAGCGCCAAAGAGCAAAAAUUCAGUUCAACCAAGCCAAGAGUCUUGAACUCGAACAUUCAAUAAAUAAAUUAAAAGAAUGCUGCAAA
Trichogramma pretiosum is the source of this 1730-nucleotide messenger RNA. RefSeq names its product charged multivesicular body protein 7. The coding region runs from base 371 to 1690 and encodes 439 amino acids. NCBI's taxonomy places the organism in Eukaryota, Metazoa, Arthropoda, Insecta, Hymenoptera, Trichogrammatidae. Gene Ontology annotation, biological process: vesicle budding from membrane; late endosome to vacuole transport via multivesicular body sorting pathway. The record is from RefSeq and is a predicted model, not a curated record. Gene Ontology annotation, cellular component: multivesicular body. The transcript has 5 exons.